Messenger RNA from Tetrapisispora phaffii CBS 4417, 2526 nucleotides. RefSeq names its product cyclin-dependent protein serine/threonine kinase inhibiting protein FAR1 (gene FAR1). Lineage: Eukaryota; Fungi; Ascomycota; Saccharomycetes; Saccharomycetales; Saccharomycetaceae. The coding region runs from base 1 to 2526 and encodes 841 amino acids. The record is from RefSeq and is a predicted model, not a curated record. The transcript has a single exon.
AUGAAUAUUUUAAGAACUCCAAGUAGAGCUUCCAAUAACUCUGAAAAAGUUUUGCAUACACCUCCAAGUAUACAUCAUGAUGUCUUUGGCUCUAAUAAGCAAAAGUUCAUGAAGGGCCUUUCAGGAAAGGUAAUUAGAAAAUCUCCUAAUAAAAAUUUGAAUAAAAUAACAACGCCAAAACCAUUAACACCACCUUCAAGUGUAAAAUCAAAGAAACUUAACAAACCUCCUCCCUUAAAGUUGAAUAAUGACUUUAAAAUCGACUUAUCGACAAAUAAAAAAAAGUCAAUAAAAAAAUAUAACCCAUUGACAUCUAGUCCACAACCACAGCAAUCAGUUAACUUAUUGUCACCAAUACCAUUAAUGUUUACUACUAACAGUAAAAAAAUCGAAGGCAUUACUCCAUUGAAUAGCAAUUUACUGAAAGGAUUAUUUGAGCCUACAAAAAUAACAAGUGUUGAUCAAAUGGUGAUAGGUGGUGAUGAUGAUCUCCAAUUCAUGUCCGAUGAAUCACCAACUCUUUUACUCAAUGCUAAGAGAAGUAGUAGUAGGAAUUUUUCCAAUCGUUCUGAAGCUGUUAAGGUCCAAAAUUGUUCGAUUUGUGAAGAGUGUAUGAGUUUAAAGCUUAACGGAGAAAAGGUUAUUGAACUUGAUUGUGGUCAUGUUUCUCAUUACGAAUGUUAUAACUCUGUUUUUACAAGUACCAGCAAAUCAACUAAAACACCUCAGUGUUCUUUUUGUUUAGAAGCUUCUCUACCAAAAGAUGAAGAUGUUAUGGAGAAACUAGUUUCGAAUUCAUUGAUAGCAGAAUCACCAACAUUUAAUGUACCAAUGUCUACUACUUCUAUUAAAAAGCAAUGGUUAAAUCCAACAACACCUACUAAUAAUUCAAUUUCACUACAGACUCCAUAUGAUCAAUUAAUUCAAACCGCCGAUAUUACAACUAAUGGUUUUAUCAGUGCUAAUUCUACUGUGAGAAACUCUAUUCUAACUGGCACUGAUGACACUCAAUUUAUGUUUAAUCUAAUCAAAGGCGUCAUAAAAGAUUAUUCAGAAGACCCUUCUACCUAUCAACUUCUCGAUAUUACUGAGGACAGACAAGAAAAAGACGUAGAUUUAAAACUAAUUGAAACUCCAGAUAAUUUCAAAUUAAAGUUACAAUUUAAUGAUAGCCUCGGUGAUAGUGAAGAAGAAGACAUACUAUAUAGUGAUGAGGCAACUAAUGAGCUAAAAGAUGAUAUUGUUAAGCAAGUGACAGCUCAAUUAAAUCUCCGUGAAACAUAUGGCGAACUUCUUAUGUUUGAUAAGGUCAAAUAUUCUAAAGAUGGAGAAAAUUGGAAUUCAAAGAUUACAGUACUCUAUUUUACUAAAUAUUUGAUCUUAUUUGAUAACUUUGAAAUGAAAGUGUCAGGUAAGUUACCUGUUUCUCAGAUUUUCCAGGCUAAAAUGUUAAAUCACGACACUGUCAUCAUGGAUCUAAUGAGUACUUCGGUACCAGAAAUAUAUUUUUGUUUUGAUGAAGGAUGUAAUAAUAGUAAUAGUAAUAGCAGUAAUAAUAAUAACAGUAAUAGUGAAUCAUUAACAGAUGAAAUCAACCCUACUGCUCUCAAAUGGAAAUAUUAUAUUGAAAAUGCUGGAAAGCACAUAGAAAUCCCACCUCAAUUUAUAACACAUAAUGCCCUCGACAUAUUAUCGCAAGAUUUACAGAAAAACUUGGUUGAACUUAAAGCUAGAGGUGAUGCGAGGAAGGAGUGGCUUGUGAAUUAUAAUGACACAACUCUUCAGUUGAUAGUCUGUAUUAAUGUCUCUACAAAAGGAGAUAUCACUGAAUACAAGAAACGGCUCACUGAAAUGCUAAACGGCAUUUUAUCGAAGUUGAAUGCGGACGAUAAAUUUGGAUUGGUAAUCUUAGGACAAGAUGGUGAUGGUAUUAUCAGUGAAGCCGGCAAAUAUAUAGGUCUAAUAAAUAAUGAAUGGUGUGGCUGGCGGGAGAUAAUAGAAGAACUGGAGAUAACCAAUGAGGAGAUUUUCUCAGAUAAUGAUAAGAUUAUAUUAAAAGCAUUGGAAACCUCGUGUAAACUUCUCUCUGCUAAUCAUUUUGAUCUUCCAUCUGAUGAUCACGAAUCUGAGAGACUUUCUAAUUCUGCCAGGAACGUAUUGAUAUUAGCAAAUGAUGCAUCUUCGAUAGGAAGAGAUGGAUUAGCUAAAAAAUAUGAAGAAAGAUUAGAAAUUGAUUUUUCUUGCCAGGUACAGAUCAUGAGUCUGAAGACCUUAGAAAGGUCAAUGGAUUACUUCAUUGACGAUCUGCAUAGAAAGAAAUUUCAAAAUAUCGUUGUUCACAUAAAUGAUGGCAAAACAUUCAGAUUUGGUAAUAUGUCCUCAGGUGAGAUCAAAUACUGUAAAUACGAAAUUGCUAACAUCUCUGAUCUAAUAACCGACAGAAAAGUGAUACUGACAUGGUUUGACUUAGACCAAAUGAGAACAAUAAAAGUCCAGAAGAACCUCACAAUUACUUCUACUGCAUAA